This is a messenger RNA of Zingiber officinale, 3036 nucleotides long. RefSeq lists its product as uncharacterized. The transcript has 14 exons. The record is from RefSeq and is a predicted model, not a curated record. Lineage: Eukaryota; Viridiplantae; Streptophyta; Magnoliopsida; Zingiberales; Zingiberaceae. The coding region runs from base 624 to 2681 and encodes 685 amino acids.
UAAUUAUCUUCCGCCGUUUUCACGAAGAAAACAAGACGAAGAGAACAGAGAGAAGAACAAAAAAGGGUUUCUUCUUUUCUACUGCCACCGACGCGAACCCAAACGGAUUUCGCCGCCGCCGCCCAUACUCUGCCGUCCAGUCUCUGCUCCGGCCAGAGGAGGCAUCGCCGACCAUAUCUGCUGCUCCGGCAUCCUUCCUUGGCCGCUAGAUCCGGCCAAAAUCGUCACGCCCAAAGGUGCCUGCCGCCUCUAUUGUGCCGACGAAGCCCCGCGAAUUUUCCUAUCUCCUUCCACGGCCCUUGGCCCUCGAGCAGAGUUCGCGUCUUCCUCGAAUUUUCCUGGUUCGGAAUAGGGAUUGAAGCCCGAAGCGACAGCCUCCCAUCGCGGGCUGAGAAGAAGCCUCAGAAGCACGGCCUGCUCUCCUCUCCGGUUCUCCAACAGCAAUCUUGAUUUCAGCGAUCUCCCUCGGUUCGGAAAAGGGAUUAAAGUUCACAGUGGCCUCCUCUCCUGUCGAUUUGAGCAGAAUCUGCAGCGUUUAGUUUGGCUCCCACAUCGUCCCUUGUCCCGCUUCCACUACGCACGGAAAAAUAACUGUAUUCUUCAUAGCUGAGCUCUGUCACGGAAUGGGAAGAGCUCGCCUAUCCUCCUCACGGUCGUUUUCAUCUGACAGCGAGAGCUCCGAUAAGACUGAGAAAAGAAGUAAGAAGAAAGAGACGAGUAGGUCUAGCCGUCACAAGGAGAGCAGUGGACAAAAAAAGAAAAGACACUCCAAGUCCGAGAGAAGGCGGGAUCAUGAGGAGCGUCGGGGAAAGAGAAGGGAUAGGAAGAAGUUGGAGAAGAGGCAUAAGAGUCGGAGGAAAAAGGAUGGCAGUGACGAUUCAGAUUAUUCUCAUUUUUCAUCUUCUUAUUCCGGUGAGGAUUCCGUCUCUCAAUCGUCCAGACCUGAAGCAAUUACUCGCCUCUUCCUUCAGAAAUUUCCGAAUGCUGCAGAUGAUCUAAAGCAGCUUCUUCACAUGAUCGAUAGUGGACAAGGUGUUGAUGUAGGAGGAAUUUCAGAUAAGUCACUGGUGAAACUUCUAAGACGUCUCUUCCAAUCUUUAAACCUAAAAAAAAAUGAUUAUGGUGUUUAUUUGUUGCAUCGAAAAGGCAUUCCAACUUUAGAUAUUGUUGGUCCAAUACUAUGCCCAUAUUUGAAAACUGGAGAUAGUCUGCAUCCUGUGUCCAAAGAACCACAUACUCAAGUGUCUUCACCAUCCGAACAUUCACCUAAGGACCAAGCUGAAAAUGACACAAACCUAAAUGAGUUACAAGAUGAAGGACCAACACCUGGAAGAAGAAGGCGCGCCCGAGGCAUGAGGCACACAAGGCACGAAAAAGCGCAUUUUUCCACGCAGGCGAGCGUUGUUCAUCAGGUGCACGCCUGGGCGCGCCUAGGCGCGCCUAGGGCAUCUUUGCACCUCAACUUAGGCGCGAUCGAGAAAUUGUUCACGAGGCGUGCCUCGAUCGCGCCUCAGUUGAGAUGCAAAGGCGCCCAGGCAUGCCUUGCGUGGAAAAAAGGCGCUUUUCCUAGCGCCUUGUGCGCCUCACUCCUUAGGCACCCCUUUAACAACAUAGGCUACAUCACAUAUAGAUUGAUUGGACCUGAAAUGCCAUCUCGAGAAGUAUUGGCUGCUGCUGCUGAGUUGACAGAGGCAGAAUGUUUGCUAAGGGAAGCUGAGCUGGACAUUGACAGUGAAUUGCUCAUUGGCCCCCCUCCUCCCGCCAUAGUUUCGGAAGCUGCAUCUGCAAAUGAAGCUGAACGCUUUGAGGAGGUAGCUCGGAUUGUCAGUGCUGAUGUUGAUAAACCAUAUGACAUUCUUGGAGUCAAUUGGAAGAUGUCAUCUGAAAAUAUCAAGAAAAGAUACUGGAAGUUAUCUCUUUUGGUGCAUCCCGACAAAUGUACUCACCCUCAAGCACACCAGGCAUUUGUGUUAUUGAACCAAGCAUUCAAAGAUUUACAGGAUCCUGACAAGCGUAAGAGCCUUGAUGAUAAGAUUAAAAAGCGAGAGGAAGAAGAGGAGAUGAAGGUGGAAUUGCGAGCACUACGCGAAGCUGCUGAGUGGAGGAAAUCACAAGGGAUAUCAAUGGAAGGUGAUGAUGAACUUCUCGCUAUGCCUAUGGCACCCAUAAAUCAGGAUGAGCGGGAACCAUCAAAAAGGGAAGAAUGGAUGACAACAUUACCUCCUGAAAGAAAACCAGGAAUGACUAUGCAAUCAACUUCAUUUAGUAGGACCACUAAAGAGGGCCGAGGUGAUACUAGCGCUUGGACUGACAACCCCCUGGACAAGGCUCAAAAGGCAAAGCAGAAUUAUUUGGAAGCUUAUAAUAAAGCCAAGACUCUCGGCGAUGUUGAGGGUGAAAAGGAAAGAAAGACGAAGGAUGCUGACUUAGUUGACAAAUAUAAUGCUUCAAAACGUUCAGUAUCUCUGGUGCAAAAACACAGAGAGGAGACUUCUCGUCCAAAAAAGAAAGUAAAGCGUCCAGAGAAAGAUGAAUGGGAAGGUCAGCAUCCUUGGAAACCUUGGGACCGUGAGAAAGAUUUGACUGCUGGGCGGAAAAAGGUCAACUUUGAUGCUGACAAUAUGUCACAAGGAUUGUCCUCUCGCUUCUCAUCUGGAUCAGUGCAGAGGAAUUUCUUAUAAGGAGUCCCGUUAACCCCAAAAGGCUCAUCUUAUUAUUCAGAUUUUGAAGACAUUUGGAUGAGGAAUUAGAUCUCUGAACUGAAACUUUACUCGAGAGUUCUGCUUGUACUUGUUUCUCAGUAUCCGGAUUGCAAGAAUACGAAGGCAAGAUAAAUUAAUUCUCUGGUGUAUAUUUUUCAAGUUGAAUCCUCCAUGUCAGCAAGUUCAGAUCGUAUGUUCUUUGUACUUGCACGAUGCUUGUAACUACAUAAAUCUACAUGUAAAAUAUUAAUUAAAAAAAAAGUGAAUUAAGAUUUAAUUUGGCAAGUGUUUCAGGAUGAUGGUCAUCCAAAUAAAUUGAAUUGGCAAACUCUAA